GGGGGAUGCCGACCGUUCCCGCAGAAUGAUUACUGAGUGAGUUUCCAGUGAGACUUCUAUCACAUCGCAAUUUUAACGAACUCAUUACAUAGCAUGGUUGACGUCGCCCGCUGCCUCGGUGGCUUCCUCUCUGGAGCUGAGCCGAAGUACCUCCCAGCCGGCUCAGCCCUCCACAUUUGCGGCACCUAUCGGACUGAAAAGUCUAAGGAAGAUAGCGUCGUGGACUCAGUCAGCCGUGUCUGGGGCCAGGACAAUCUUGUGCUUGGUGGAUGCGGUGUAAUUCCGACGCAGAAUGUCUGCAACCCAACGCUCACUGCUGGUUGCUUCGCGCUGGCCGCUGCCGAGCAAAUCGUCAAGGAUGUAAAGGGAUUCAAGGCCAUCAAGCCCCACACCGUCUAG
This is a messenger RNA of Colletotrichum navitas, 399 nucleotides long. RefSeq lists its product as uncharacterized. The transcript has a single exon. NCBI's taxonomy places the organism in Eukaryota, Fungi, Ascomycota, Sordariomycetes, Glomerellales, Glomerellaceae. The record is from RefSeq and is a predicted model, not a curated record. Gene Ontology annotation, molecular function: oxidoreductase activity, acting on CH-OH group of donors. Bases 94 to 399 code for a protein of 101 amino acids.